Alternaria atra is the source of this 3801-nucleotide messenger RNA. RefSeq lists its product as uncharacterized. The coding region runs from base 1 to 3801 and encodes 1266 amino acids. Gene Ontology annotation, cellular component: endoplasmic reticulum membrane. Gene Ontology annotation, biological process: protein N-linked glycosylation; oligosaccharide metabolic process. NCBI's taxonomy places the organism in Eukaryota, Fungi, Ascomycota, Dothideomycetes, Pleosporales, Pleosporaceae. The transcript has 10 exons. The record is from RefSeq and is a predicted model, not a curated record. Gene Ontology annotation, molecular function: Glc3Man9GlcNAc2 oligosaccharide glucosidase activity.
AUGGUUCUCAUCGAGAAUCAAGAAUACCUCUGCGAAGAGGAAAAGCGUCUGAAGCAGGACAGAGAACGCACCGCUUACUGGAAGCGAUGGGGUCCCUAUGUUGCCGAGAGGCAGUGGGCAACUGUCCGCGAAGAUUACUCCCCUGAUGGAGAUGCUUGGAGCCAUUUCACGCAUGACAUGGCACGGUCGCGCGCCUUCCGCUGGGGCGAAGACGGCAUUGCUGGCGUGUCCGACUCGCACGGUUUCCAGAACAUUGCCUUUGCUUUCUGGAACGAGAAGGAUGAUUUCUUGAAGGAGCGCCUUUUCGGUCUGUCGAACCCCCAGGGUAACCACGGCGAGUCGCUCAAGGAGUGCCAUUUCCACUUGGACAACACGCCAACUCACUCGUACAUGAAGUUCCUCUACAAACUUCCUCAGCGAAAGUUCCCAUACGAAGACCUCAUCGAGACGAACGCAAAGCGAACGCGGUUGGACAAGGAGUACAACCUCGUUGACACGGGCAUCUUCGACGACGACCGAUAUUGGGAUAUCUUCAUUGAGACCGCAAAGGAAGCCGACGAUCCUGAGGAAUUGUGCUUCCGAGUUACGGCUUACAACCGUGGACCAGAGCCGGCGCCGCUACAUAUUGUACCUCACUGUUGGUUCAGGAAUACCUGGGCAUGGGGUCACGAGGAUGAGAAGCUGAAGCCCUCAAUCACCAAGAUCGGCCCAACAACAGCGCAGUCGAAACACCACAAGUUGGGAGACCGCUACUUCCAGCUCUCACCGUCCCCUGGCACCGGUCCAAGCGGUGAAGAUGUACAGCCCGAGCUCCUCUUCACCGACAACGACACCAACUACAAGGGGCUAUGGAACGUCGAGAAUAAAGUCCCAUAUGUCAAGGACGGCAUUCAUCGCCGCAUUGUAGACGAGCAGCUAGACGCUGUCAACCCCGAGAACACUGGCACCAAGUGUGGUGCUUGGUACGCUUUCGAUGAAGGCGAUGGUGUCCCACCUGGCGAGUGCGCUGUAGUCCGCUUCAGGCUGUCACGGAGAAACGACGGGUUCCUUGACGAAGAAAUGUUUGACGACAUCAUCGAGCAGCGCCGCGCGGAGGCCGACGAAUUUUACUACAGAAUAAGUCCUCUCCCAAUCGCUGAUGAUUUACGUAACAUUCAGCGUCAAGCGUUUUCCGGCAUGAUGUGGUGUAAGCAAUACUACCAUUUCAUCUGGGACCAGUGGGCGAACGGUGACCCCGGCAUGCCUCCUCCACCACCCGGUCGAAAGGCUAUACGGAACAACGAGUGGAAGCACAUGCACUUGGACGAUAUCCUGUCCAUGCCGGACUCUUGGGAAUACCCCUUUUUCGCCGCUUGGGACAGUGCCUUCCACUGCAUUACGCUUGCCAUGAUCGACCCAGACUUCGCCAAGAAGCAGCUGGACCUCUUCACGCGCGAAUGGUACAUGCACCCUAACGGACAACUACCGGCAUACGAAUGGAACUUUGGCGAUGUGAACCCUCCGGUACACGCCUGGGCGCUGUUCAGGGUCUUCAAGAUUGAGCGCAAGAUGUACGGACGCGAGGACUUCGACUGCCUCGAGCGCGUGUUCCAGAAGCUUUUGCUGAACUUUACAUGGUGGGUCAACCGAAAAGAUGCGGACGGAAAGAACAUCUUCGAGGGUGGCUUUUUGGGUCUUGACAAUAUUGGUCUCUUCAACCGUUCUGAUCCUCUACCGACCGGUGGUGUCCUGGAACAGGCUGACAGCACUGGCUGGAUGGGCUUCUACUGUCUGAACAUGUUGAACAUCUGUCUCGAGCUCGCCAAGCGACGACGCAUCUACGAAGACAUGGCCUCCAAGUUUUUCGAGCACUUCUUAAUGAUCAGCGACGCUAUGCAAUUCCGCAGCGAGGGCGAGUCAAAACCACUGUGGAAUGAGGAGGACGGUUUCUACUACGAUGCUAUCUCUUGGGGUGGCCCAUGGUCUCAUCAGAUGCCUGUCCGUUCUCUGGUCGGUCUCAUCCCUCUCUACUCGACCAUGACACUGGAGCCUGAGGUUAUCAACCGCCUGCCCAGCUUCAAGAAACGAGUGGAAUGGUUCAUCGCCAACCGCCCUGAAACCUCGAAGCGCAACAUCCACACGCUCUCAAAACGUGGCCAAGGCAACCGCAUGCUCUUGUCGCUUGUCAACGAAGACCGGCUGAAGCGCAUAAUGAAGAGGAUGUUGGACGAGGACGAGUUCUUUGCUGACCACGGUAUCCGAUCGCUUUCGAAAUACCACAAGGAUCAUCCAUACUCCAUGGAUGUGAACGGCCAAAAGUACGAAGUCGCCUACCUUCCCGGUGACUCGGACAGUGGCCUUUUCGGUGGCAACAGCAAUUGGCGAGGACCCAUUUGGUUGGCCGUCAACUUCCUGCUUAUCGAAUCUUGCCAGAGAUUCCAUCUCUACUAUGGCAACGACCUGAAGGUAGAGUGCCCUACCGGAUCGGGUGACUACAUGCAUCUCGGCCACGUCGCAGAGGAGAUUCAGCAUCGUCUCCAGCAUUUGUUUGCUCGCGGAGAUGACGGUAGAAGAGCCAUCAACGAUGGAAAUGAAAUGCUGGACUUUGACCCGAACUGGAAAGAUUACAUGUGGUACCACGAGUUCUUCGAUGGUGAUACGGGUCGUGGCUUGGGAGCGACGCAUCAGUGCGGCUGGACCGGUCUGAUCGCGAAGAUGAUCCAUGACACUGGCAUGACUUGUCGUCUCCCACAAACGCCACGCACACCAGGAGGUGCUGCCGACCAUUACUUUGACGAUGUUUUCACUACGACAGGCAAACCAGCCAAGCGCCAGACUCUCCGUCGGUCCUCGACAAGCCGUAGCAUAGGCUUCCGAAGUGACUGGGGCGAGACAUCGACCAAUGGCGAGGAAGACGACGUCACAAGCCCGAUCAAGCGCAAGAACUCCGUCGGUGUUCUGGACCAAGAGGCGCUUGAGCAGAAGUCGGCGAUGGAAGACCGUCUGCACCACUAUGUCAGUGGUCAGCUUCAGCGCAUCAAGACCGGCAUGCAGGACUACGAACCAGAUGAGUUCGAGACCAUGACAGACGGCGGUUCCGACUCAAGACCUACCACGCAGAGUGGUCGUCGCAACGGUCGUGGACGUGACAAGGGCGAUUACUUUGAACAAGAUCCGUACUUUAGCAAUAACCCGCGAACUCGCGCGCCGUUCAAGCCGUCCAAGAACCGUGGCACCAGCAGCUGGCAGCUAAAGCAGUAUGCCGAGGCCACACUCGGUAGCGGUAGUUUGAGGAAGGCCGUCAAGCUACCCGAAGGCGAAGACAAGGACGAGUGGCUAGCCGUCAAUGUUGUCGAUUUCUAUAACCAGAUCAACUUGCUCUAUGGCUCCAUUACAGAAUUCUGCUCGCCUCAAAGCUGUCCUGAAAUGAAGGCAACCGACGAAUUCGAGUACCUCUGGCAAGAUUCCGAAAACUACAAAAAGCCCACCAAGAUGCCCGCACCCGAAUACAUUGAACAUCUCAUGGCAUGGAUACAGUCCAACGUCGAUAAUGAGUCCAUGUUUCCCUCGCGCAUCGGCGUACCCUUCCCGAAGACUUUCCCAGCUCUCAUCCGGAACAUGUUCAAACGUCUAUACCGUGUCUAUGCGCAUAUCUACUGCCACCAUUACCCUGUCAUCAUCGAGUUGGGUCUGGAGCCACAUCUCAACACUAGCUUCAAGCACUAUGUGCUGUUUAUUGACGAGCAUGGUCUGGCCAGUGGAAGCAAGGACUUCUGGGGCCCGUUGGGUGAUCUGGUGGAGAGCAUGCUGAGAAGCGACUGA